AUCUGAACACAUGUCCGCCGUGUUUUUCCGGGAAUGCGCAGAAGAGCUGCGCAGAGAUUCCCUGUGCCCGCCCUCUCUCUGGUCACGUGGUCGUCACGCUGCUUUUCCUCCUCAGCUCCUCCGCGGGUUCUUCUGCAGUUUCAGUUUAUUCAUCCUUCGUCUCAGAACCCUACCGAACCGAACCACGACAUGUCCACCAGGGUUGCCAUAGUAACCGGGGGAAACAAAGGCAUCGGCCUUGCCAUCGUCAGAGCGCUCUGCAGAGACUUCCAGGGAGACGUUUACCUCACAGCCAGAGAUGUUGGGCGGGGCCAGGCCGCGGUGGCGUCUCUGUCCUCAGAGGGAUUGAAGUCGUCGUUUCAGCAGCUGGACAUCAAUGAUGGGGACAGCAUUCGUGCCGCUGCAGCCUUCUUCAAGGACAAGUACGGAGGAGUGGACGUCCUCAUCAACAACGCCGCCAUCGCAUUCAAGGUGGCAGACACGACUCCAUUCGCCGCGCAGGCAGAGGAGACCCUCAAGACCAACUUCUUCGCCACCAGAGACGUGCUGACCACCUUCAUGCCGCUCAUCAAAGCAGGAGGCCGUGUGGUGAACGUGUCCAGCUUCGUCAGCUGCAGAACGCUGAACCAGUGCAGCCCAGAGCUCCAGCAGCGAUUCCGCAGCGAGGACAUCAGCGAGGAGGAGCUGGCGGGUCUGAUGCAGAGGUUUGUGGACAAAGCCAAGGCGGGCCAGCACAAGCAGGACGGCUGGCCUGAGACGGCGUACGGAGUCUCCAAGACUGGACUGACGGUGCUGUCCAUGAUCUUGGCUCGUCGUCUGUCUAAGGAGAGACCCAAUGAUGGGAUCCUCCUGAACGCCUGCUGUCCUGGCUGGGUCCGCACUGACAUGGCUGGCCCCAAUGCCCCCAAAUCACCAGAGGAGGGCGCCGUUACCCCAGUCUACCUGGCCUUGUUGCCUCCAGGUGCCACCGAGCCUCAUGGGCAGUUUGUUUCAGAGAAGGAAGUUCAGCCAUGGUGAAACAUGACAGUAACUGAAGCAGGUCUCAUCAAACGAUGGCCAAACGCAGGAUUUUCAAAGGAACUCAGAUCUCAAAGAUAACAGUAACACUAUUGAUUAAGAAUUGGUUUCUAACUGGGAUUCCCAGUGUUUAGGUCAGCAACUAAUGUGCAAAGGAUGAUUGGUUACCAUGGUUACCACCGUUUUCCUGGAAGUUGUUCACUUUCAUGUGUCAGAAAGGUCACUGCCUUAAAUGAUGUUCCCUGAAGUCACAAAAUAAACAUCUUUUUCUACUAUA
Messenger RNA from Oryzias melastigma (Indian medaka), 1294 nucleotides. It is a transcript of the gene cbr1, whose product is annotated as carbonyl reductase 1. The transcript has 7 exons. Gene Ontology annotation, molecular function: carbonyl reductase (NADPH) activity. The coding region runs from base 34 to 1017 and encodes 327 amino acids. The record is from RefSeq and is a predicted model, not a curated record. NCBI's taxonomy places the organism in Eukaryota, Metazoa, Chordata, Actinopteri, Beloniformes, Adrianichthyidae.